Mya arenaria is the source of this 5554-nucleotide messenger RNA. RefSeq lists its product as uncharacterized. The transcript has 12 exons. The coding region runs from base 296 to 3469 and encodes 1057 amino acids. The record is from RefSeq and is a predicted model, not a curated record. Gene Ontology annotation, molecular function: protein binding. NCBI's taxonomy places the organism in Eukaryota, Metazoa, Mollusca, Bivalvia, Myida, Myidae.
UUGUAUUGCGUUUUUUUGGUCUGUUUUUAUUUUGAAGAGUAUAUAGUUUGGUGCGUGAUGAUAAUACACAUUUAGUGUAUAUCUAUUAAUAGUAACAUAAAUAAUAGUCAUAAUCGACAUGACGACAUAUAAAUUUCAGAUUGAAACAAUUGAACAUCCCGUAACAAUGUGCUUGGUGAGAGUGUUGGACCCGUGCAUACUUUCAGGAUAAACAGCAAACCGAUGGAUAGCAGCGCGAAGAUUUUAUGCAAAGAUUAACUUUGCUGGUUUAAUUUCUGUGCCUAAAUCUGACAUAAUGCGUGUACAAAGUGUCAUCUUUACCGUCAAUUUCCUUGUCUUCUUCGUGGGCGCAUCUACGAACACAAACGGUAAUGGCUGUUACUACAAUGGACAGUUUAGACACGGCAACUGGACGGAUGGCUGUGAUUUCAAAUGCAAAUGUGAAAACCCUGAAACUGGACACUACGUUUGCCAUGUUAGGUGUCCUACAUACAAAAACUUGCCUAAAGGAUGCACUCUUAAACUUCCGAUUGGGGAAGAAUGUUGCCAAGAGCUAGAUUGCAGUUCAACUACAACACUUGUCAACACAAAGGGACCGAACUUGCAAAGUGAUGACUUUGAUACAAAUGCUUCAACACCUAUGGAAGGAUUGAACACAGUGAUGGAUCUCCCAAUAUAUACUCCAGAGAGCGAGUAUGGGUGUCUUUACAAAGGCAAGUAUUACACCGGCCAGUGGAAUGAUAGCUGUGACCAUACGUGUGUUUGUGAAGAACCAUUCUCUGGGAGGUACACAUGUCAUGAAAGAUGUCCCGCGAUCAACGAAAUCCCUGCAAUUUGCACUGUUAAAGCUCCCAUAGAGGAUGAAUGCUGUGCUCGUAUUGAAUGCAACGAUACAGAAAUAAAAUCCUUGUCCUUUACACAUUCAACAAUUGGUACGGAUUUGGGGGAAUUCUCGUCACAGAGUUUUAUAAGUAGAUCUAACUUUACUGAUUCUCACUCCCAAGGUGACAAGUAUCCUACUUCGACACUUCCGACCAUUGACAAAGUUGGCGAAUAUAAAGGUGUUAACAUAAAUACUGUUGCAUUUAGUAAAGAAAGUAAUCUACAGAUUCCCGAAAUUUCAGCCGUUAUACCUCUUAAAGAACGUGAUCGACUUUUGGCACUGAUAUUUUCCAAGUAUGGUCCAGUAUCAUUAUUCACUGCAAAAGGAGUACAUGAUGGAACAGUAAGAUCAGACUCGAUCUCCUUGGAUUCUCUAUCACCUACUGGUGAUGAAUUAAAUGACUCAGCGAAAGCAGCUGCUAUGCAGGUACAUAGAGAUAUUCUACAGAACAUGAUUGCAGUUGAUACAAUAGCAAAACCUAUUGAGAGUGAAACAAUAGCGAAACCUAUUGAGGGUGAUACAAUAGCGAAACCUAUUGAGAGGGAUACAAUUUCGAAACCUAUGGAGAGUGAUACAGUAGCGAAAUCUAUGGAGAGUGAUACAAUAGCGAAACCUAUUGAGAGUGAAACAAUAGCGAAACCUAUUGAGAGUGAAACAAUAGCGAAACCUAUUGAGGGUGAUACAAUUUCGAAACCUAUUGAGAGGGAUACAAUAGCGAAACCUAUUGAGAGGGAUACAAUAGCGAAACCUAUUGAGAGGGUUACAAUAGCGAAACCUAUUGAGAGUGAAACAAUAGCGAAACCUAUUGAAAGUGAAACAAUAGCGCAACCUAUUGAGGGUGAUACAAUAGCGAAACCUAUUGAGAGGGAUACAAUAGCGAAACCUAUUGAGAGGGAUACAAUAGCGAAACCUAUUGAGAGUGAAACAAUAGCGAAACCUAUUGAGAAACCUAUUGGGAGUGUAGCAAGUAAGAGGCUUUGUCAGUUCAAUGGAUAUAAGUAUGCGGAAGGUGAACAAUGGUAUGAUGGUUGCAAAAGAACGUGCGUUUGCAAAAAUCCUGUCGAUAAUAUGUAUAUUUGCGAAGAAAGAUGUCAACAAUAUAGGAAAUUGCCUCCGGGGUGUUUAUUCGGAAAAGGCCCUGUUGAUGACUGCUGUACCGUACCUGACUGUCGCCAUGGCAACGUUUUUAUCAACAGAAAAACGCGAAACAUCGCACAACUUUUCUCUCGCUUCCGACAAAAUGGAAGUUCACUGAAACUGACUAAAGAACUAUUCAACGACAGAGUGCGAAAUCAACCACAAAAGAAAGCAGGAAUUAUUCCACUAAGAGAAAAUUUCUUCGAAGGUUUUAAAACUCGAGAUGAUGCAAAUAAAAACAAAGCAAAGCAAACAAAUAGUCUCAAGUUAAGCCUACAGCAAGUCGCUACUGAAAGCGCAAAAUAUGCAGGUAGUCAUUUGACAAAUGACAAACACAAAUCGCAAGUAUUUAAAACAAGAUUAAAAAGUGAAAUAACAGAAAUGGUAGAUAGAAGUUCAACAUUAGAUAACACACAUGUAACUACAGUCAACACAACCCUUCGCACCAUCGUACCUGAAUCUUCGCCUAGUGUUGUUACAAAAGACUACGACGUUUCCAGGCGAUCAAAUACAACGGUUUUGUCUAAUGGUUUGUGUGAGUUCAAAACCAAAUUUUACGCUGAAGGUGAAUCUUGGAAUGACGGAUGUCAAACAGGUUGCAGGUGCUUACCGGGGGGAAUUCCAUCUUGCAAGAGCAAUUGUUAUCACUAUCGAGUUAUUCCUCGAGGUUGCUUUCUCGCUGCACCGAAUGGAUGUUGUGAUAUUUUGAUAUGCCCGAACUCGCAUCGUUUUGGACGACAAGCCGUGGGACGAACACCUCUACAACAAGUUGCUCAGCCAGAUCAAUUAAACACAUGGAGACAACAAUUUUUACAACGAACAAAUUCAGCGUUGAGAAGCCAACAUGUCACUGGGCAAAGACCAUUUUACCGAAAUGGUAGUAAUCAAAAGUAUCGGACAAAUUACAGGAUUGAAAGUGGCCAUACCCUUCGAAGCAUCUAUUCUCCACCAAGGUCGUUCUAUUUACCGUUUGUUAAAACGAGUUUAAACCGUCAUUCUCGCAAUAUUCCCAGUGUUCAUUCUACAAAUACAUCUUCAUCGAACUUAACCGGGAAUAAUUCGUCUGGGAACACAGCCAGAUCAUCACAAGGGAAUUAUGUUGCUGCAGAGAAACAUUAUACUCCUUUCCGUUAUGUAUCUUCAAACUUGAGACCAAUGACUAUAAAUUUUGCAAGGUGGAAUAGAAACUCCAACAUAGGAAAUAUUUUAGGUUGCGUUGUCGGUAGUAAAUUGUACAGGCAGGGAGAAACAUGGAAUGAAAAGUGCAAGCAGAAAUGUACUUGUGACAAUGAAGCGGAACAUCACGUGACUUGUCGUAAACUAUGUCCAGAAUGGAAACUUCCAGCGGUUUGCACAUUACAGCAACCAUCGGAGGGAAAGUGUUGUCCAUAUCCCAAAUGUCCACAGGGUUUUCAACUGCAACAACCGCUAGGGUACAUCCCCGAGUGAAUUCUGCAAUAAUCGCCAGAAUACAUCUCCGAGUGACCUCUGCAAUAAUCGCCAAGAUACAUAUCUGAGUGACCGCUGCAAAAAGUGUUUAACUAUACGCUUUAAAGGCGUACAUCUGUGUUUAAUUAAGCAUUACUUUAUGUUCUUCAAAAGUUAUCACAAGCAUUGCAUGUAGCUGCAUGUACAUUCAUAACUGCAAUAGCUAAAAGCGUAAACGGAUUGCAAGUACCACGUAAUGUAAUACGUUCGUGUUAUUUAAUGUACGUAGAUUUAAGUCCCCUCGAAUUGCAACUCAUGAUAUAUGUAUCUUUCUUUAUUGUAAUGUAGACAAAAGCAUAUGAUAUUAUCGUUCAGUAUUCUCAUGUUCAAGCUUCACUUUCAUGUAUGUAUGUAUGUAUGUAUGUAUGUAUGUAUGUAUAUGUAUGUAUGUAUGUAUGUAUGUGUGUGUGUAUGUAUGUAUGUAUGUAUGUAUGUAUGUAUGUAUGUAUGUAUAUAUGUAUACUGGAUAUUGAGACUGAAUUCUUUUUUAGAAACUAUAUUUGAUAUAACUAAUUUUAUAAAUGGAUGUAUGAAUUAUUGUAUAAAAUAGUUUUGGUAAAAGAGUCAACAUUUUUUUCAGAUACCACUCGUGACAUAAUCAUCUGGGCUACUGUAAGAGCAUUUUACAACACAAUUAUUUGUUUGCUUUUCUGAGUCUGAGUCGCAAAACGUUAGUGUAUACGGGCCCUGAGUAUGUGUGGAACUGUUUACCUUAUAUUCGUAACUCCUAAUGAACGAUUAUAUUUGUUGGAAUGUAUACUUGCGAUUAUACAGAGAAUCAAAAAACAACAAUUGUUAUAGCAACUGCUUUAUAAUUAGUAAUAGUAUUAGUACUUUCUGGCGCCUAGAAUGUGGCGCAUAGCAAACCAAGUGACCAUCCAACUCUGCACAAAUAUUUUUAUAAUGAAUGUUGUUGUUGACUACUUAUUUUAUCGGUGUAAAUGUGUAGCAUAUUGAAUUCAUGUUGCUGUUCUAUUGUUUGUUUCAAUUAUGGUUUUGAAAUAUGAAAAUGCUACAAACUUGCUGUUGCAUUGGUAUAAAUGAGUCGAGUUAUAUUUCAACGGACCAAUUGCGGGUUGAGUGGGGUUUAUUAUUUCGCCUCUUUGCCCCCGAGGUGAAGCCAGAAAAAACGAAGAAAUGUUCAUCGAUUAGAUCUCUCAAUUUUUUGUACAUUUUUUUCUUAUUUCAAUUAAUUUAUCACAUCUAUGUUCACAAUCUAAAACUACAUUUUUAUAGUAAGACUAAGUCACCUGCAUUUUUUGAUUGCGUAUGCGUGUUGCACGAUCAGAUUUCAACAACAGAUUUACCUUUCCGGAAUGCAAUACAUUAAGAGCAGUAAAAAUUAUAUUUUGUAGAAAUGUAUAUAAACAGUAUUAUUUUUAUUUACGCAUGCACAGCAUAAUAUUGCGAAGCUCAAGAUAAGCGCGUAAAUGUUAAUGCAAGUGUCACCAUGUCUCCAUAACAUUUAUGUUCUAGUGGAGUAUGUGUUUUAUUGAUUAAGGGUUGUUGUUUUGUGCUUUUAAUAGAAGCUUCUCAAUUUAUCCGAUUUUACGGCUGAAAUAGGGACAUUAGAAUUCUAAGUCUUCGGAGUAAACAUUGCUGUCACAGAUAAUUAAAUAUGCUUCUAUAACUAGUCUCUUUGAUAAGAUAAGAUAAGAUAAGAUAAGAUAAUCUUUAUUUCAAGUCUGUCAUAAUAAAUACAAUUGCAAUAGUUAUUUGACAAAGCAUAGAUUUUCCAGUAGCAAGCAAACAACAUGUCUAAAAGAGAGAUAAAAAUAAGUAAAUAAUACAUAACAUGUUAUAUUAAAGUGCAUGGAUCUAUAACUGUUAUAUCGUAUACAGAUAUUAAAGAUACAUACAUAUUGGUGCAACAUACAAUGUAGACAUUGUGUACAAAUCGUAUAUAAAAGCAGUUUACGGUUAUAAACACACAGACAUAUCGUCAUCAUCGUAUUGAGUCUGGGUUUGAAACUCAAGACGUAGAAGUACAAAUCUUGGUUUUCUAGAAAAACAAUGAUACGUAAGGCAUGUUGAUGUUUAAAAUUG